AUGACUGUAAGUUUGGUGGAUAAUCGUCAUAUAUUUCUGAAGAAAGAAGACGAGCGGUGGAAUCCCGGAGCGAUGUAUGAGGAACUGGAGGAUAAUCGUCAUAUAUUUCUGAAAAAAGAAGACGAGCAGUGGAAUCCUGGAGCGAUGUAUGAGGAACUGGAGGUACAUGAUGCUCAGUGUUCUUUUUUCUGUCCCCUAAAUUCCCAGGACCAUCAGUAUGAAGUUUUAGAUUUUAUACGAAAUGUAGCCAAAUGUCAGGUACCACUGUGCCUAUUCCUCUUGUCCUAA
Gongylonema pulchrum is the source of this 288-nucleotide messenger RNA. NCBI's taxonomy places the organism in Eukaryota, Metazoa, Nematoda, Chromadorea, Rhabditida, Gongylonematidae. The record is from the annotation of a GenBank genome assembly.